UUUCCAAUCCAAGUCGUGGAAAACAUCUCACGUCUUCGGAAUCAUCAUGUCUCUUCACUCCUCCCUCGUUCCCCUUCGACUUUAUCUUCGAUCCUCAGUGGCUCCGGCAGCUCGCCUACAUUCGAUCAGACAUGCCUCCCUCAACUCGGCUAUUGGUCGGGGUAUUCGCAGGUCCCAUCCGGUAGAUGGCCCACGCAAGGACAGGAGGGAUAGGAAUAUGGAUAGGGAUGGGGACUCCAGGCCGCCGCGAUCGGGGUAUAAGGAUACACGCGAGCCGCGAAGGGCUGAAGUCGAAUUCGAUGAGGAUGAGUUUAUCCGGACGGGGAAUUUCCGUGCUCUGCCGAGAGUACACCAGAGAUUUGAAAACACCAGGUCAUCAUCUAGAAUGAAUGACAUGUCGCGAACGAGAGACACGCGAGAUAUGCCCAGGACAAAGGAUAAUGGUCAUCCUAAGGAUCGGACUGCCUACCAUCGCACAACGGAAAAGGUACCCGUACGCGUGAAGGAAAACGUUCUUGUCCCUGACUCGAUCCCUUACACUACGCCUGCGUCGGAAUUUAUCUAUGGAGGUGCAGCGGUGGAAGCGGCUUUGCGCUGCAGUCGGCGCAAGCUGUACAAGCUAUACCUUUAUCAGGCUGCAGGUGAGGAGCUAAGUUCCUCGAAAAUCGCAUUGCGGAAACUAGCCCUUUCUAAGAACGUCGCUAUAAAGAUGGCUUUUGCGGGCUGGGACCGCUUGCUAGACAAGAUGAGUGCUGGACGACCUCACAACGGCUGUGUUCUGGAGGUGUCUCCUCUACCUCAACUCCCUGUGAAGAGUUUCAAGACCGUUUCUUCCGCGGAAGAGAACCACUUUAGCCUGGAAUUAGGAGUGCAAUCGCGGGAAGAAGCCCAGGUAAAUGGUACAAAUGAUCGGAUCAAAAUCAACCAUUCUCUUCGAAACAGAUACCCUGUCGUUCUACUACUUGAUGGCAUUAUCGAUCCUGGAAACCUUGGCGCCAUCAUUCGCUCCGCAUAUUAUCUGGGGGUUGAAGCUAUCGUUUUCGCGGGCCGAAACUCGGCGCCUCUAUCACCGGUUACCAUCAAGUCCUCCGCGGGAGCCGCAGAAAACAUGACUCUUCUCCAUGUCAGAAAUGAGGUGGAAUUCAUCCAGCGGUCCAAAACCAACGGGUGGCGAUUUUAUGCGGCUGACGCCCCCGGCCCAGGUUCCACCCUUAUCGACCCUAGCUCUUUGUGGCAAACCAGCAGUACUGGUGAUGGCUCCUCUGCCAGUGAGGGCCCUCUUGCUCAAUCACCAAGUGUCAUAAUGAUGGGCAGCGAGGGCACAGGGUUGAGUUCCCAUAUCCGGUCACAGGCGGAUGCCAUAGUUAGCAUCCCGGGGGCCAGAAUCAGUACGGAGCUGGGGGUUGAGUCUGAUCCGGCCCGGGUGGACAGUCUCAACGUUAGUGUUGCCGCAGCAUUGUUGAUGGAUAUGUUUCUUCGGAUGCCAUUUGCAAUGGCUGAUAUGCCGAAGAAGGGGAAACUCUGGUGA
This is a messenger RNA of Aspergillus sclerotioniger CBS 115572, 1528 nucleotides long. RefSeq names its product RNA methyltransferase. Gene Ontology annotation, molecular function: RNA binding; RNA methyltransferase activity. NCBI's taxonomy places the organism in Eukaryota, Fungi, Ascomycota, Eurotiomycetes, Eurotiales, Aspergillaceae. Gene Ontology annotation, biological process: rRNA methylation. Gene Ontology annotation, cellular component: mitochondrion. The record is from RefSeq and is a predicted model, not a curated record. The transcript is spliced from 2 exons. Bases 47 to 1528 code for a protein of 493 amino acids.